Molecule: messenger RNA, 414 nt
Organism: Rattus rattus (black rat)
Lineage: Eukaryota; Metazoa; Chordata; Mammalia; Rodentia; Muridae
Product: glyceraldehyde-3-phosphate dehydrogenase-like
Exons: 2
Coding region: 1-414 (137 amino acids)
Molecular function (GO): oxidoreductase activity, acting on the aldehyde or oxo group of donors, NAD or NADP as acceptor; NAD binding
Source: RefSeq, a predicted model, not a curated record
AUGGUGAAGGUCUGUGUGAACGGAUUUGGCCAUAUUGGGUACCUGGUUACCAGGGCUACUUUCUCUGCAUCUGGCAAAGUGGACAUUGUUGCCACCUACAACCUCUUCAUUGACCUCAACUACAUGGUCUACAUGUUCCAGUAUGACUCUAUCCAUGGCAAAUUCAAUGUCACAGUCAAGACUGAGAAUGGGAAACUUGCAUCCAAGGGCCCUCUAAAGGGCAUCCUGGGCUACACUGAGGACCAGGUUUUCUCCUGCAACUUCAUCAGCAACUCCCACUCUUCCACCUUUGUUGCUGGGACUGGCAUUGCUUUCAAUGACUACUUUGUAAAGCUCAUUUCCUGGUAUGACAAUGAAUAUGGCUAUAGUAACCAGGUGGUUGAUGUCAUGGCCUACAUGGCCUCCAAGGAGUAA